CUCUAUUGCUUUGUUUUCCAGCGCUGACAGCAGCACGGAGGGAGCACGGAAUGGCUGCGGGGAUAUAGGGCUGCCAUCGGGCACAUCUCCUCAGGACUAUGGUGCUGCGGGGCCGGAGCCCUCCUUGCCCGGGGCUGGCAGGGGCACUGCUGGCAUCUGCACUUCUGCUCUCCCUGCUGCCCGGGGGACGCGGCCAGGAGUUUGGAGGAGCCAGCACUGGAUUUAGUCUGCACCCACCUUCCUUCAACCUGGCAGAAGGAGCCCAGAUCAGGGCGACAGCGACCUGCGGAGAGGAAGAGAGCGGGGCAGGGGGCACCCAGCCCAGGGUGGACCUGUACUGUAAGCUGGUCGGAGGACCAGUGGCAUCAUCCGCCCAGGGGCACACGAUCCAGGGACAGUCUUGUGAUUUCUGCGACUCCUCUGAUCCCAAUAAAGCACAUCCUGCUUCCAAUGCCAUUGAUGGCACAGAGCGAUGGUGGCAAAGUCCCCCGUUAUCCCUGGACGUCAAAUACAACGAAGUCAAUGUCACUAUUGACCUUGGACAGGUUUUCCAUGUUGCAUAUGUCCUCAUCAAAUUUGCAAACUCUCCACGGCCUGAUCUUUGGGUCCUUGAACGAUCAGUUGACUUUGGAAGCACUUACAUGCCUUGGCAAUAUUUUGCUAAUUCUAAACAGGGCUGCUUACUUCAUUUUGGAAAGGACCCUAAACAGCCCAUUGCAAGAGAUGAUGAUGUCAUAUGCACGGCAGAGUACUCACGGAUCGUUCCACUUGAAAAUGGGGAGGUGGUGGUGAGGUUGGUAAGCGGACGGCCUGGUGCAAAGCAUUUUAUGGACUCUCCUAUACUAAGAGAUUUUACAAAGGCUACAAACAUACGACUGCGUUUCCUCAGAACAAACACACUUCUUGGUCAUUUAAUAUCAAAGGCGGAAAAAGAUCAAACUGUAACGCGGAGGUACUACUAUAGCAUCAAGGAUAUAAGUAUUGGAGGUCGCUGUGUAUGCCACGGUCAUGCUAAUGAUUGCAGUGUACAUCGCUUUGGCAAUCAGAACCUGUAUCAGUGUAACUGCCAACAUAACACAUGUGGGGAAAUAUGUGACCGCUGCUGCCCUGGUUAUAAUCAGAAGCCUUGGCGUCCUGCCAGUAUUGACAGUGCCAAUCAGUGUGAACCUUGUAAUUGUCAUGGACAUGCAUCUGAUUGCUAUUAUGAUAGCGAUGUAGACAAUCGACAAGCAAGUCUUGACAUACAUGGACAAUACAGUGGUGGAGGAGUCUGCAUUAACUGCCAGCAUAACACAGCAGGCAUCAAUUGUGAGAAGUGUGGAAUAGGCUAUUUUCGACCCUAUGGGGUCCCAAAAGAAGCUCCACAUGGCUGCAUACCUUGCAGCUGUAAUCCAGAACAUUCACUUGGAUGUGAGGAAGGGUCAGGAAGGUGCUACUGCCAGCCCAACUUUAGUGGAAAGAACUGUGAGAGGUGUGCAGAAGGCUACUACGGCUACCCAGUCUGUCUGAGAAUUCCUUUUUAUCCUGUUCCUACAUCAUCAAUUCCUGUGGAACCGACUGCUGGAAGCAUACAAGGUUGCCGUUGUACAGGCGCUGGAGCACUCAGUAAUAAUUGUGACACACUGACAGGACAGUGUCCCUGCCGUGCAGGAUACCGGGGAAUGGCUUGUGAUACUUGUGCCCCUGGAUACUUCCUAUAUCCAUUCUGUCAAAGGUGUGAUUGCAAUCCUGCUGGCGUGCUCCCCGAGAUAUGCAGUCCCACAGGAAAGUGCCUGUGCAAGCUUCGAGUGGCGGGGACACAAUGUGACCAGUGUCGGCCCGGCUACCAUUCAUUUCCAAGCUGUAAAGAAUGUGACUGUGAUAUGAUUGGCGCCGCAGACCCUUCAUGUGGCUAUAAUGGAGAAUGUCAAUGCCGCCCUCACUAUUCUGGACUGACAUGUAAUCAGUGUUCUCCUAAUUUUUACAACUACCCGGCUUGUAGAGCCUGUCAGUGUUCCCCUCAAGGCUCCUAUCAGAGUACAUGUGACCCUAUUACUGGACAGUGUGACUGCCGACCAGGGAUAACUGGGCAGAAGUGUGACAGAUGCUCUUCUGGAUUAGAUAACUAUCCAUAUUGUCAAGAUGUUAAUGGUGAAUGUGAUCCUGUAGGCACCCUUACCUCACAAACAGGUCACUGCCAAUGCUUACCGAGAGUGGAGGGUAUAACUUGUGACCACUGCAAACCAUUAUUCUGGAAUUUAGAUGGGGACAAUCCUCAAGGUUGUAUUGACUGUGCUUGUGAUGUAGAAGGAACAAUAAGUGGAAUAGGUGAAUGUCAUCAGACUGAAGGAGAUUGUCAUUGUAAACCAAACACAUGCAGCACAUCCUGUGGAACUUGCAAAGAUGGUUAUUUUUACCUGGAUGGCAAGAACUAUUUGGGAUGUAAAGGUUGUCAGUGCGAUGUUGGUGGAUCUGUCAGUCAUCUCUGUGACGAGUCCACAGGAAAAUGUGUUUGCAGAAAUAAUAUUGAAGGCCAGAACUGUAACCAGCCUAAACCAAACUACUACUUCCCUGACCUCCAUCAAAUGAAGUUUGAAAUUGAGGAUGGCACAACUGCUAGUGGAAGGGCUGUUCGCUUUGGAUAUAAUCCUCAAGAGUUUCCUGGGUUCAGCUGGCGGGGAUACGCACAAAUGUCUUCCAUACAGAAUGAAGUAAGGGUCCCAGUUAACGUGGGCAAUUCCAAUCUCAACUUGUUUCGUAUUAUAUUAAGAUACAUUAAUCCUGAUGUAAAUGCAAUAACUGGACAAAUUACAGCUCGCAGAUUUCGCUCCAGCAAAGGUUCAUUAGAUGUCAAAGACAUUGUGUUCCCUCCAAGCACGGAGCCAGCAUUCCUUACCGUGCCAGGAAAAAGCUUUGCAGAGCCAUUCUCUUUGGUUCCUGGAAACUGGAUAAUUACAAUUUCUGUAGAAGGAGUACUUUUGGAUUACCUUGUACUGCUGCCAAGUGAUUACUAUGAAGCCUCCAUUUUACAAUUGCGAGUUACGGAGCUAUGUGACUAUAAUGGACCAGUUGGAGCAAACUGCUUGGUUUUUCAGCAUUUGCCCAUGGAAAAGUUUACCUGCUUACAUGGCUCAGAAAUGGAGUAUUUUAAACAGGAUGGUAAAAGUCGUCCAAUAAUUGUUCGGCAACCAAGUUAUGGACAUCCUCUAAUGGCAGCAAUUUCUGGAAGACAGGUGGAGUUACAGUUUAGCAUUAAAGUCUCUCGGGCUGGAGUUUACGCUCUUAUUUUUGAAUAUGCCAAUGAAGACGCUCAGCAGUAUAUUCUGAAUGUGGUGAUUAGAAAUGACCCCAGUACUUCAGGCAGAGUGAACGUGUACAGCUGUAAAUACAGCUUCCUCUGCCGCAGUAUUGUAGUGGACAACAUGAAUCGCAUCUCAAAGUUUGAGAUACUUUCUGAAGCUGAAAUACAUGUGACAGCAUCAUCAGUCAGUUUCCUACUGCACAAUGUAUGCCUUGUCCCCAUUGAGGAGUUCUCCAUUGAAUAUGCAGAGCCAAAGGUGCACUGUAUAGCAGCUUAUGGACGAAUUCCUGGUCAAAGUCCUUCUUGUAUCCAGUCUUCAGUCUAUGAAAACCCACCUCUGUCUCUAUUGUUGGACCCUGUCAAAGAUGCUAGAGAUUCUGGUGGGGCAAAAGGCGCAGGACAAGAACCUGUCCGUGGAUCAGGUCUUCCUUUGCACCAGGGUAACAAGGUAUUGCUGAAGUCACAACAGAAUCAGAUCACUUUUGGCAGAAGAAUACCUAAUACAGGGAGGUAUGUCUUCAUUGUUCAUUAUUACCAGACUCAGAACCCUGCUUUUCCUGUGUCAGUGCUGGUUGAUGGUGGAACACAGUGGUCAGGUACCUUCAACGCCUCAUAUUGUCCUCACACGUUUGGAUGUAGAGAUCUGGUGGUUGCCGGCAACCGUAUCAGCCUUGAUGUCACUGACCCAGAACUCUCAGUAACUGUGACAACCCCUCCAGAUAAGCCUUUACUCUUGGAAUCUAUACUGCUUGUGCCAGCAGACAGCUAUACACACGACAUCUUGCAGGAGAAACCACUGGAUAAAUCUUUUGACUUCAUAAAUAUUUGUGGAGAAAACAGCUUCUACAUUGAUCUAUAUUCCUCGCCUGAAUUUUGUAAGGAUUCUGCAAGAUCUUUAGCAGCAUAUUAUAAUAAUGGAGCAGUACCAUGUAGAUGUCAUGAAGAAGGAUCUAUAAACUCUUUAUGCAAUUCAUUUGGAGGGCAGUGCAGUUGCAGACCAAACAUCAUCGGAAGAACUUGCAGCCGUUGUGCUACUGGCUACUAUGGAUUUCCGCACUGCAGACCAUGCACAUGUGGUCGUCGCCUGUGUGAUGAAAUAACCGGAAAAUGCAUCUGUCCACCUCAGACGGUUAAACCAGCAUGUGAAGCCUGUGAGCAACAUACAUUCAGUUACCACCCCCUCUUGGGCUGUGAAGGAUGCAACUGUUCAACCACAGGAGUCAUACAGCCAUUUCGGCCAGAGUGCGAUUCUAUGAGCGGGCAGUGCAGGUGUAAGCCCAGAAUUUUUGGCAGGCAAUGUGACCAAUGUGCUCCUGGUUACUUCCGCUUUCCUGACUGCAUUCCUUGCAACUGCAAUUCAUAUGGGACUGAACCUCAAAUCUGUGACCAUCACACAGGGGUUUGCCUGUGCAAGGAAAAUACUGAAGGGUCCAGAUGUGAUGUUUGUCGCAGGGGAUCUUUUCAUUUUGACUCUUCAAACACCAAGGGAUGCAUCAGAUGUUUCUGUUUUGGAGCAACUGAUAUUUGCCAUUCUUCCAGUAAACACAGGAAAAAGUUUGUAGAUAUGAGGUCCUGGAUACUUGAAACAUCAGAUCAGACCAGAGUAGAUGUCACCUUUAAUCCAGGAAGCAACAGUGUGGUAGCAGAUGUGCAAGAAUUACCCCUUUCGGUUCAUAGUUUGCACUGGGUGGCGCCAGAGUCAUACUUGGGAGACAGGAUCUCUUUAUAUGGAGGCUAUCUGACAUACCAGCUGAAGUCCUUCGGCUUACCAAGUGAAGGCAUGGUCCUCUUAGACAAGAGACCAGAUGUCCUGCUCACAGGCAGACAAAUGACGGUCGUGUAUGUGGAUCCAAACAAUCCUUUACCAGACAGACAAUACUAUGGCCGUGUUCAGCUUGUAGAGAGUAACUUCCGGCAUGCAAGUAGCAACAGUCUGGUUUCUCGAGAAGAACUGAUGAUGAUCUUGUCCAGACUGGAAAGUUUGAACAUCCGAGCCUUGUACUUCACUGAGACUCAGCGCCUCACCCUCGGGGAGGUUGGGCUGGAGGACGUGACCAUCUCAGGAAGUGGGCGUGUAGCACUGAAUGUAGAGAUAUGUGCCUGUCCUUCCGAAUACACAGGUGAUUCAUGCCAGGAGUGUGCACCCGGCCAUUACCGUGAGAAUAAGGGGCUGUACCUAGGAAGAUGUGUCCCUUGCAGUUGCAAUGGGCACUCCACACGAUGCCAUGAUGGAUCUGGAAUAUGCAUAAACUGCCAACAUAACACAGAGGGGGACCACUGCGAACUGUGCAAAGAAGGAUACAGUGGCAUUGCCACCCAAGGCUCAUGCAAUUUAUGUCCUUGCCCUCUCCCCGUAGCUUCAAACAGUUUUGCAACUGGAUGUUCUGGAAGUGGCAGAAAUCUCAGGUGUUUCUGCAAACCAGGAUACACAGGGUACAACUGUGGAGAAUGUGCAAGAGGCUAUUAUGGAAAUCCUCUAAGGCUUGGCGGCAAGUGUCAACCAUGUAACUGUGGUAACAAUGGCCAGCUGAUAAGUUGUGACCCUCUGACAGGAGAAUGUCUUGAUGAAGAUCCCAAAGACACAGGAGGUGAUGACAUAUGUGACAGCUGUGUCGAUACUCUGCUCAUGGGCUUAAUGACUAUAAGUGAUGAGCUCAACCUAAUUAAGGCAAGGCUUCAGAGCAUCAAUGCAACCAGCCGGGCACUGGAACAGAUCAGAGCUUUAGAAGCCCGCAUCCGAGAAGUAAAACAACAAUAUGACAGUUACAAUAGUAAACUCACAAGUCAGCGCCUGAAGGUGAACAGCCUGGACACAGAAACAAAUGCUCUGAAACUGCAGAUAGCAGGUCUACUGGAAAAGGCCGAAAGUAAUUCUCAAAGAUAUGAAGCCAUCAUGAUGAACGCUGAUGAUACCUUCCGUAAUGCCAGUCACAUGCUGCUGACCAUAGAACUUCUUAUAAAGAAUAUUAACAUUCUUAUUAAGAACGCUGGUACACAAGGAGGUGUAUCGGGCCCUGCAGAGGUAUCUAAGAACAUGGUGGAAGCUCAGCGUAUGUUAAAUGAAAUGAGACAACGCAACUUUAAUGCACAGAAAAAAGAAGCCGAGCUGGAGAAAGAGGAAGCCAAAACUUUGCUAAACCGGGUGAGGAACCAGUUCCAGAAGCAUCUGGAUCAACAUAAGGAUCUGAUAAGAGAAAUCACCAAGUCAAUAAAAGAUUAUGAAGAAAAACUCAAUGACCUUCGAGAUGCACUAGAUGAAGCAUCUGGACAAACUAAGCAAGCAAACGACUUGAAUAAACAAAAUGCAAUGACCCUUGAAGAUAUUAAGAAAAGAGUUGAUGAUUUAAGAAGACAGCAGAAAGUGGCAACAAACUCUCUGAAGGCAGCAGAGACUAGUCUGGGGCAGACCAGCAGUAUGGUGAAUUUACUGCAGAAAAGUAAAGAGGAAUAUGAAAAACUGGCUGCACAGUUGUACGGCGCUGAGCAGGAACUAAAUGAGAAAGUUAACAAUGUCUCCAAAGCAGCAAGUAAAGAGCCACUGGUGGUACUGGCAGAAAAGCAUGCUCAGGCCCUGCAGGAUCUGGCGGAUCAGCUGGUGGAAAUUAAGAAGAACACUAGCAAUGAGGAGCUGGUGCGUUGUGCUGUGGAUGCUGCUAAUGCUUAUCAAGAUAUCAUAAAUGCAAUUAAAGCUGCAGAAGAGGCCGCAACGAAAGCAAAGACAGCAGCCGACUCCGCUCUGACAAAAGUACAAAGUGAGGAUCUGCCUGGAAAAGCCAAAAAGUCACUGACAGAUUCUGAAGCACUGCUGGAUCAGGCCAAGAGAACACAGAAAUCACUUGCAGACGCAAGCCCCCAGCUUGAAGAUAUAAAGGACAGAUUGACAGAUGCCACAGAGAAGAAGAAUAGGCUGUCCGGUGACCUCGGAGCUGUCCAAAACAGCAUCAAUGACAUCAAGAGAGAUGACAUAGAGAACAUGAUCAAUAAUGCUAAGGGCUUAGUUACCAAUGCCAAUGGAAUCACUAACAAUGUCCAAGCAGAACUGAAGCCCAUCAAAGACGACGUGGAAAAUCUUAAGGGUACAAUUGGAACGGCACAAAAUGCUAAUUUCAACGAGGCUCUGAAAGAGGCAAGCAAUUCUGUGAUGAAACUAAGUGGAAGCCUGCCCAAUGUUUUUGAUGCCAUGAAUCGCAUCAAUAGUCUUGUGCCGCUAGGAAACAUCUCAGAGAGUGUGAGUCGUAUAAGAGAGCUCAUUCAGCAAGCCCGAGAUGCAGCAAACAGGGUAGUUGUGCCAAUGAGGUUCGAUGGCAAUUCAGGAGUGGAUGUUCGACCUCCCAGCAAUCUUGAAGACUUAAAGGCCUAUACUUCACUUUCCUUUUACCUUCAAAGACCACUAAGUCGGGGAGAUCGCAGGAAACGCCAGAUAUCCGCAAAUAUGUUUGUGAUGUAUCUGGGCAGUAAAGAUACCUCCAAGGAUUACAUAGGCAUAGGCGUUGAAGAUGGCCAGCUUGUGUGUGUCUAUAAUCUUGGCGGCAAUGUGGCUGAAAUCAAUGUGGAUCAAUUUAUUUCAUCCAAUAAGGCAGAAGAAGCAAUAUUGGACAGAGUCAUGUUAGAGAGGAUCUACCAAUAUGUUACUCUCAAUUACACCAAAGCAUUCACAUCCAACAAGCCAGACCCAACCAAAACGUACACCGCAGAGACGGAGAGACACACUUUGCUCGAUCUCAGUGCUGAGGAUGUAGUGUUUUAUGUUGGAGGAUACCCAGAUGACUUUACUCCUCCACCCAGACUGGACUUUCCAAAAUACCAGGGCUGCAUUGAACUAGAGGACAUGAACCAAAAUGCAAUCAGCUUGUACAAUUUCCGACAGACAUUCAACAUUGACACGAAGAGGGUUGAGCCUUGCAAAAGAUAUAAAGAAGAAUCAGAAAGAAGUUUCUUUGAAGGCAUUGGCUAUGCCACCAUCUCCUACAAUGUGCCCAACAUUAAAUUCUUGCGCUUUGAGCAAACUGUUCAGACCACCUCAGAUGUUGGCUUGCUGUUCUUCGCUGAAAAAGAGGAAAGUUACAUCAGUGUUGAGAUCGAGGAUGGCAUCCUUGUCCUUAAAUAUAAAAUCAAUUCUAAUCCAGAGCAAAAAAGGAAAAAUGACUCAUUUAAGCGUGUAAAUACCGGAGCAGAAGUCCUUAUUGAGGUGUUGGUAGCAGCCAAUGAUAAAGUCAUACGUAUACGUCAAGAUCGGGAAGUCCUAAAUGAUAGUAAUGUGGAUAUAUUUACUUUCAACACAUACUACUUGGGUGGAGCCCCGACAGAAUUAAGAGAAAAGUUUAACAUAAAAACUCCGCCUUUCCGUGGAUGUGUGAAAAAUGUAAAGACCCCUGUAAGUGCAGCCUCAUUCAAGGAAACCUACGGAGUCAGCAGAAGGUGUUACAGUGAAUGGAGUAACAUACGCUCUGCAGAGUUCUCUAAUGGAGGAACGCUGGGACUGAAGCCAGAUGGAUUCUCCUUCCCUGGUGAUUUUCAAGCAUCAUUUGGCUUCCAGACUCCUCAGGUUGAUGCUUUGCUGUUAAAUCACAAAACACAGUCUGAUGAAUUACAUGUUUCUCUGGAGGAUGGAACAGUGACUUUAACUACAACUAGCUCAAAUGUCAACUUACGAUCCAGGGACAAGUACAGUGAUGGAAAGCUUCACUAUGUGUCAGUAAUGAGAAGCAAUAACGAGUAUAAGCUCUUGGUUGAUGAUAAAGAAGAGACAGAAAUCACGGACAGUUCCAGGAGGCCAGGUUACUCCCCCACUGACAUAUACAUUGGCGGAAAUGGCUUCAAGGGCUGUAUGACAAAUGUUUUUAUUAAAAGAGCUUUACAAUAUCCUUCUGUACAGAAUCUUUUUGACCACACUGAGAAGAAUAAAGUGUCACUGGGAAUGUGCACCCCAGAGGAAGCCCCCGUGCCUCUGAUAUUACCUGAACUCAGACAGCCUUUCAAUCUCAGACUCAACGACUUUGACUUGUCGGGCCUGGACGUUAUGAGCAAUUUGCUAAAUGCUCAAACUGGACUAAAGAAUUUACGAGGCUGCACUUCUCACUCAAACUUCACAUCAGACCUGAAGUCCUAUAAAUUUGGGGACUCUCCAGCAAGUCACUUGGUCUAUGAUUUGAGCAGUCACAGCUUCAAGGAGAAGUCACACUUCUCAUUAGAGGUGCAAACCGAGCAAUCGUCUGGAUUAAUUUUCUUAAUGACAAAUAAACAGGAGUCCACUUACCUGUCCCUUCAUUUAUCUAAGGGUCGUUUUGUGUUUUCUCUGGGAACUAAAGGCAAUAAACUUAAGAUAAAAAGCCAAGAAAAAUACAAUGAUGGGAAGUGGCAUACAGUUGCAUUCAGCUGGGAUGGGAAGAAUGGUCGGCUUGUCAUUGAUGGUCUGAAAGCUCGUACAGGAAGUCUGACAAAACACUUGAGUUUGGAGAAUAUGUCACUGCUCUACCUCGGAGGUGUUCCUUCCCUGAAAGUACAGGGAAUGCCCAAGAAAAGUUUUACUGGCUGCUUGAAAAAUGUAAAAAUUAAUGAGGUGAUGUUAGACAGACCAUCUAGAAGUGCCAAGGUCACUCCUUGCCAUGAUGGCUCUUAUGAGCCAGGAGUGUAUUUUGCUGAGGAGGCAGGGCAUGUGGCUGUGGAUAACGCUUUGAGCUUGGGACAGGAGUUUGAAAUAUCUUUUGACAUUCGACCACAAAGUCAAGAGUCGGUUCUGUUAUAUACAGGAGAAGGGAAAGAAAAUAGACUAAGCCUAUACAUAGAGAGUGGGGAGGUAAUUUUGUCUGUAUAUAACAAUAGGGGUAAUUUCCAGGCUUCAGUUACCCCAAUUGCAUUGCUUUGCGAUGGAAAAUGGCAUACUAUAACAGUGAGUCAAAAAGAUAAUGCAGUGCAGCUCAUUGUAGAUAACCAGUCCAAAGACUCAGCCGGCCCCAACUCCGCACUGAGGUCCAACAAAGAGGUCACACUGUAUGUUGGGGGACUCCCAGAUGCCCUGGAAACACAGUGGCCCCCUGUGAAGAGAUCGUUUGUUGGCUGUAUGAAGAACCUGAAAGUCGAUAAGAAAGCCAUCAACUCGAAUAAAAUAACAGACGUUCAUGGUGCUAUAAGCCUUAGCAGGUGUCCUGCAGCAUAACGGUGGUGUAUAAGUCACGUAUCGCUCACCAGGGAAAGUACAUGAAAAUAGAUAUGUUAUCGAGUGCUGUGCAGACUCGUUCCCACUACCUUAACUACCAUUCUCAAGAUUAAAAAACGGGCACUUUCAUACUUCUCAUCUGUUGAUUUGUGGUUUAUUCAGUGUAAAAUACAACUACCUCAAUUAGAUUGUAUGUUAUUUACCAUUGAAAUGGUGACUUGCUGUAAAUGUGAUAGAUUCUGUGCUUAUGGGGAUAGGUGUGUAGGUGUCAGUAGAAAUAUUCCUAAAACGGCUGCAACAAAUUACAGAAAAUUACAUGGAAAAUGAUCACUGCAAGUUUAAAGUACUGUCACCA
Molecule: messenger RNA, 10791 nt
Organism: Bufo bufo (common toad)
Lineage: Eukaryota; Metazoa; Chordata; Amphibia; Anura; Bufonidae
Gene: LAMA3
Product: laminin subunit alpha 3
Exons: 77
Coding region: 99-10436 (3445 amino acids)
Biological process (GO): regulation of cell migration; regulation of embryonic development; axon guidance
Cellular component (GO): basement membrane
Molecular function (GO): signaling receptor binding
Source: RefSeq, a predicted model, not a curated record